This is a messenger RNA of Trichomycterus rosablanca, 2142 nucleotides long. RefSeq lists its product as uncharacterized. Gene Ontology annotation, biological process: negative regulation of apoptotic process; protein autophosphorylation; regulation of mitotic cell cycle. The transcript is spliced from 13 exons. The record is from RefSeq and is a predicted model, not a curated record. Gene Ontology annotation, cellular component: cytoplasm. The coding region runs from base 11 to 1630 and encodes 539 amino acids. Lineage: Eukaryota; Metazoa; Chordata; Actinopteri; Siluriformes; Trichomycteridae. Gene Ontology annotation, molecular function: protein serine/threonine kinase activity; ATP binding.
CACUCUCAUCAUGGCUCCUGAACAGAAGAGAUGUGCUACCCACCGUCCCGCUCGAAUGCAGCGCUUUCUGGGUAUCCCGUGUCGGCGCUGGCCGCACAAUCGAGCUCAUCCUCAGCCCUUUCAGGAUGUUUGUGCUGGAGAAACCGAAUCAAAGGGCGGCGUGGAGGCCAAGAAGCAGAUCAUUAUGGAGGGAUAUUUGUUCAAGAGGGGCAGUAACGUCUUCAAAACAUGGAACAGGCGCUGGUUCCUGAUCCAAAACAACCAGCUCAUGUACCAGAAGAAGUCUGAGAACCCCACUGUGGUGAUGGAGGAUCUACGUCUGUGCACGGCUGAACACUAUAAGAGCAUCGGACGCCGUUUCUGCUUUAAGGUGGUUUCACCUACAAAGAAAUGUGUAUUACAGGCUGAUUCAGAGGAGAGAAGAGAGGAGCCGGACAGGAAGCUGUCGUCAUCAUCAUCGUCCGGUGAAACUCUGAAGUCGAUUUCCAUCACAUCCCAGUUAAACAAGGUGGUGGAUUUAAAAGCAAAGCAGGAAGGAUUCAGUAGCUCUGAAUCUCGAGGAUCUAAACACGCCGAGAGAGACUCGCUACGUCUAAAAUCAGUCUUUGGAUCCUCAGCUGGUGAUAAGAGCAAGACUUCAGUCCAGAGGAGCAGCUCUCCUUCUAAAGUUCUGACCAGAUUCACAGCUUUUAUAGAACGAAUCUUCUCUACUGUUGGUGAGGUUGUACUCGAACCUGCUGCCGAGUACGAUUCCUUCUCCGAUGCGUCUCUACUGCACAGUGUCGAGAUUGCCGGAGCUAGGGUCCGACGGACGCCACAUAUCAGAGAAAGCCUGGAGCAGGAACUGAGCACGUUCUCCAGCUACUUCAUCCACACAGAGGACUUUGAUAGACGGUACCGAGUGGGAAAGCUCCUGGGGAAAGGCGGCUGUGGUUCGGUUUUCGCAGGACUCCGGAAGAUUGAUGGACAAGAGCCUGGAGAGAAGAACAGCCUCCCAAAAGAGGUGGCGUUAAUGCUGAUGGCGUCCGAGCCACCUCGCUGUGAACACGUCCUAGAGCUUCUGGAAUGGUUCGACACUCCAGAGUGUUACUUCCUAAUCCUGGAGCGACCCGUCCUCUGCAUGAACCUCUUCGAGUACCGCAGAGACGACGCCCUUCCUGAACGUCUGGCUCAGAUCAUCAUGCGGCAGGUGGUUCUCGCUGCACGUCACUGCCAGGAUCGCGGGGUUCUUCACCGAGACAUCAAGGAGGGGAACCUGCUGGUGUGUUUGGACAGAUUAGAAGUGAAGCUCAUUGAUUUUGGGUGUGGGGACUUGCUCAAGUCGAGCCCCUACAGGGGAUUUUCAGGCACCUUGUUAUACGCCCCACCUGAAUGGUUCAAGCGAGGUAAGUAUCAUGGCUGCCCUGCAACAGUCUGGAGUCUGGGGAUCUUACUGUUCGUUUUAGUGUGUGGAGAGAUGCCGUUCUGGAACGAGAGGGAGAUCACUGCUGGACACCUGAAGUUCAAACUUGGUGUGUCUAAGGCCUGCCGUCAUCUGAUCAGGAGCUGCCUGAGCAAGAAUCCAAAGAAGCGGCCCAGCCUCGAGAAGAUCCUGGAGCACCACUGGUUUCCAGAGAGCCUCAAGAACUAAGUCCAGGCACCUGUAGAAUUUUAGCAGCUGGAUCAUAGGCAUUCUGAUGGAAACCUGUUUACCCGCCGAGGUUAAGGAUUAAAGUCGAGACUGCCGUGACAACGAUGCUGCUCCUGCUGGAUGUGACGGGUCUGGAGUAAUUGCACCAAGAAUGACAAGAACUCACUACAGACUUUAUUGAAGACUAGAGCGAAUAACAACUCUAUUAUUAUUUAUUUAUUUAUCUAUUUAUUACCAGUUAUAACUUUUAGAUCAUUUAAUUCUGUGUUUGUAUGCUUUGUGUAAAUCGUGUAUUUAUUUAAAGUAUCCUCCAGACCACCCAAGAAGGAUGGGCCCUGCUGAGUCUGGUUCCUCUCAAGGUUUCUUCCUGUAAUUUUCAGGGAGUUUUUCCUUGCCACAGUCGCCCUCGGCUUGCUCAACAGGGGUUUUCGUAUCUGUUGGUCCUGGAUUUUGUAAAGUUGCUUUGAGACAAUGUCUAUUGUAAAAAGCGCUAUAUAAAUAAAGUUGACUUG